AUGAUAUUGUUAAAAAUUGAUGCUGUCCCCAAAAUUGACCAAGUAAGACACAGUUUAAAUGGACUACUUCGAGGAAACUACCUAAAGGAACUUGUCGUUUUGCUCACGGAAAAACUGAACAAUGUUUUGGAAAGUGCAAAAAUGAUUGGAGACACUGAAGAAAGAUUGUUCAAGUACGUUGUAUUCGCGAACAAGAGCAUAUUGCGCUUAGAUUUUUUUGUUUAUUAUCGUUCACUCCUCCCAAACGAAAGCCUCAAGGACUACAACAACAUCCUGGCGUAUUUCAUACAAGUAGGAUUACUGGACAUCCUGAAAGCUCGGCCACAGGUUUUAAUCUACGAAUUGACGAGAGCAACGGAAGAAGAUAAAAUUAACGAUGCCUGCAAGAAACUUAAGGCACGAGAAAAUUGUACAAGAAAACUUGGCUUCAUCCUGCAA
Porites lobata is the source of this 438-nucleotide messenger RNA. Lineage: Eukaryota; Metazoa; Cnidaria; Anthozoa; Scleractinia; Poritidae. The record is from the annotation of a GenBank genome assembly.